GAACAGCUUCUGAAGAUGGACGUGUGCGAACCAAGUUUUCAACACCCUCUAUUGGAGUGGGAAAUUCAAAGGCAGAUUCCAGGGGCAGGAGUCGAACAAAAGUUGUAUCUCAGUCUCAACCUGGAAGCCGUUCUGGUUCUCCUGGAAGAGUUUUGACUACAACUACACUUUCAACUAUGAAUACAGGUAUUCAGAGAAUGCUAGUCAGCUCUGCAACAGCACAAAAACGGAGCAAGAUUCCUCGAAGCCAAGGAUGCAGCAGAGAAGCAAGUCCUUCAAGAUUGUCUGUUGCUCGAGGUAGUCGCAUUCCUCGACCUAGUGUAAGUCAGGGAUGCAGUCGGGAAGCCAGUCGGGAAAGUAGCAGGGAUACAAGCCCUGUCCGCUCUUUUGCACCCCUUGCUUCCAGGCAUCACUCCAGAUCUACUGGUGCUCUCUAUUCUCCAGAUGUUUAUGGAGCUACAGGUUUUGGAAUUAGUCAAUCAAGCCGAUUGUCUUCAUCAGUUAGUGCCAUGCGUGUCUUAAACACAGGCUCCGAUGUUGAAGAAGCAGUAGCAGAUGCUUUGCUGUUAGGAGACAUUCGGACAAAGAAAAAGCCAGUUCGAAGGAGGUAUGAAUCUUAUGGAAUAUACUCUGAUGAUGAUGCUAACAGUGAUGCUUCCAGUGCCUGCUCAGAAAGAUCCUAUAGCUCACGAAAUGGCACAAUACCCACCUACAUGCGACAGACAGAAGAUGUUGCUGAGGUCCUUAACCGCUGUGCAAGCUCCAACUGGUCAGAGAGAAAAGAAGGUCUUCUUGGUCUACAAAAUUUAUUAAAAAAUCAGAGGACAUUAAGUCGUGUUGAAUUAAAAAGAUUGUGUGAAAUCUUCACCAGGAUGUUUGCUGAUCCUCAUAGCAAGAGAGUGUUCAGCAUGUUUUUGGAAACUUUAGUAGAUUUUAUUCAAGUUCAUAAAGAAGAUCUACAGGAUUGGCUUUUUGUGCUGCUGACCCAGCUUCUGAAAAAAAUGGGUGCUGACUUGUUGGGAUCGGUGCAAGCAAAAGUUCAGAAGGCUUUAGAUGUGACAAGGGAAUCAUUUCCAAAUGAUCUUCAGUUCAGUAUUUUAAUGCGGUUUACUGUUGAUCAAACUCAAACACCAAGCCUGAAGGUGAAAGUUGCAAUCCUUAAAUACAUAGAGACACUUGCACAACAGAUGGACCCAGGAGAUUUUGUAAAUUCCAGUGAAACUCGCCUGGCUGUAUCUCGAAUUAUUACUUGGACAACAGAACCCAAAAGUUCAGAUGUUAGGAAGGCUGCACAAUCAGUGCUGAUUUCUCUUUUUGAACUCAAUACCCCUGAAUUUACAAUGCUGUUGGGUGCUUUACCAAAAACAUUUCAAGAUGGCGCCACAAAGUUGCUUCACAGUCACCUCCGGAAUACAGGCAAUGGGGGACAGGGGCCCAUGGGAAGCCCAUUAACAAGGCCUGUUCCACGCUCACCAGCUAGUUGGUCUAGCCCCAUCACUUCACCAACCAAUACAUCCCAGAACACAUUAUCACCAAGUGCAUUUGAUUACGAUUCUGAAAAUAUGAAUUCAGAAGAUAUAUAUAGUUCUCUCCGUGGAGUGACUGAAGCAAUUCAGAACUUUAGCUUCCGCAGUCAGGAGGAUAUGAACGAACCUAUGAAACGGGAUUCAAAAAAAGAAGAUAGUGAUUCAAUUUGCAGUGGGUCUGGAAUAGUAGAUCUACGAACAGGAACUGGUGUGACUGAUACAGGCCGAACAGUUCUUGACAACAAAACUUCAUUACUUAACACUAUGCCUCUUCAUUCCUCCCCACGGUCACGUGAUUAUAAUCCAUACAAUUAUUCUGAUAGUGUUGGUUCUUUUAAUAAAUCAGCUUUAAAAGAGGCUAUGUUUGAUGAUGAUGCAGAUCAGUUUCCUGAUGAACCUUCCCUGGACCAUUCUGAUCUAGUCGCAGAAUUGCUAAAGGAAUUAUCAAACCAUAAUGAGAGAGCUGAAGAACGGAAGGCUGCUCUUUAUGAGCUAAUGAAAUUGACUCAGGAGGAGUCUUUUGGUGUUUGGGAUGAGCACUUCAAAACAAUUCUUCUUUUGUUACUUGAAACUCUUGGAGACAAAGAGCAUACAGUUAGAGCCCUGGCACUGAAAGUCUUAAGAGAGAUUUUAAGACAUCAACCAGCAAGGUUUAGAAAUUAUGCAGAACUCACAAUAAUGAAGACUUUAGAAGCUCAUAAGGACCCUCAUAAGGAGGUGGUAAGAUCAGCUGAAGAGGCUGCUACUAUGCUGGCCACAUCUAUUAGUCCAGAUCAAUGCAUCAAAGUACUUUGUCCCAUCAUUCAAACAGCAGAUUAUCCUAUAAAUCUGGCUGCAAUCAAAAUGCAGACCAAAGUUACUGAAAGAGUACCUAAAGAAAUUCUUGCUCAACUUUUGCCAGAGAUAGUGCCAGGUUUAAUACAGGGCUAUGAUAACUCUGAAAGCAGUGUUCGAAAGGCAUGUGUCUUCUGCCUUGUAGCUAUUCAUGCAGUAAUUGGUGAUGAGCUGAAGCCACAUCUUAAUCAACUCACUGGCAGCAAAGUAAGUGACAUGCCAUACCAAAAUCUGAUUUUGAUUUUUUCUAAUUUAUGGAGAUUUUUUUUAAAGUGUGGGUGGAGAUGGUUUUAAGACCAGAAAUUUGUUCAGAAUCUCAUUUUUGUGCUCUCUGCACUCUGUUGCUACUUUUAUUUUUCAUGAACUAUGUUAAUAUAUAUGGAAAAUGAAAUGUUAUAAAUAGAGCUUGUAAUACAGUUGUAUUUUCAGACUGUAAAUUAGAAAGCUGAUAGUUCAGGUCCUAAUCCUGCAUACAAAGCACUUUAUAGGCAUGUAGAAAAACUAGAAUAUCAUAGCUUUACGUUGUAAAAUAAGUCUGUUACAUACUAUUUUUCUUUCAGUGAAAGACAGUAGUCAGAUAUUCAGUUCUUCAACAAUAGUUUGAAUUGCGGAAAGUACCAUUCAAACCAGGCUCAAUGGCUAAGAUGUUCAGUGGUUAAGAUGCUGAGCUUGUCGAUCACAAAGAUCGGCAGU
Messenger RNA from Thamnophis sirtalis, 3053 nucleotides. NCBI's taxonomy places the organism in Eukaryota, Metazoa, Chordata, Lepidosauria, Squamata, Natricidae. The record is from RefSeq and is a predicted model, not a curated record.